UCAUCGGUCCAUCAAUUAGUCCCUCUGCUCUCCAUCAGUACUAUUCAGGUUUUAGUAGCUUGUCUCCUCCAUCAUGCUGGUUCAAGCUCUACUCCAGACCUCACUGGUUCUCUGGUUGGCUCAGCAAACUCUGCAAGGCGGGGUUAAACCUCAAAGUGUAUCCUGGGGGAGAGUGCUGCCAGCCAGAGGUGUUGGCGUUGGAGUAAAGCCUGGAGUUGCAGGUGCCCUUGGAGCAUUGGGGAGCCGAUACGGCACCAAAGCAAUGAAGACUGGAAUUGGACGUUAUCCAGGUGCUCAGCUUGGUGUUGGUGGUUAUAGAGCUCUCGGAUUAGGAGGUAAAGCAGGACUGAAGCAAGGUGGAUAUGGAGCCCAGGGAGGCUAUGGUGCUGCUCUGGGCACAGGAAUGGCACUAGGGACUGGCCUUCCAAAUGGACUGGGACUGGGUUUGGGCCAGGGAGGGAAACGUGUUUAUGGUGCAGGCCAUGGCACUCUGCCAGGAUAUGGGACUUUAGCUGGCAUCGGCUAUCCUGGAGCCCGGCCAGGACCUGGACUUGGGUAUCCCAUCGGACAGAAGGCUAAGGAACAGAAACCUGGUGUGUCUGCAGCAGAUCUGGGUGGACCUCAGAUGGCUAAUCUGGGCCAAGCUGUUCCAGAUCUGAAGAGAGAAAAGAGCAAACCUCAUGGACCUGAAAUACCCGACAUGAGGAGAAGCAAUAUACUUACUGCUCCUGAAUUACAGGCAGAAACUGGCUUUAGACCUGCUCUACUGCCUCAUGGAAGAGACAUCAAAAGCCUUGAUCCAGCAGCCAAAUCAUCAAGUCUUGGACCUAUGACACCCCAUGAUAAACACAAUAAAGGUCUUAGUCUGGCUGUUUCACAAGCACAAGGAGUAGAACAAUAUGAGCCUACGAUGUUAGAAAGAAUAGGCACAGCUAACCACGGAGCUGCACUGGCCGCUGGCAGUGUAAGACAGCAACUGCCUCUUGAUAAAGACAAAAUCAAAAGUCUGGCUUCUUCUUCCUCUCAGGUUCAGAGUUCAAGAGACUAUGAUUCAUCUAUCCAACAAAAUCAGCGAGGCCCAAACUGUGGAUCCACCCGUGAUUUGUCAGAUACAUUAAGAAUCAAUCAUGAGCUUUUGGGUUCAGAAACACAGAGGACUCAGGGUUUAGUGCACCAGCCACAUGUCGGUAAAGACGGCAAACAUCUUGGACAUGCACAUCUGCAAGUACAAUCAGAGACAACCUAUCACCAGCCUCUUUCACAAACUCAAGACAGCAGAGGCAAUAUAUUGUCUCUUCCACAAGGUCAGGGAACCAGAGGCUAUUUGUCUGCUGUAGCAGAUGGACAGGCCAUCAAAGACUUUGUGGCUCAAGACAAAUCUGGGCCUAGAAUCUAUGGUACUAUUGCUAUAGAAAAUCCUAGUCAUGGUUCUGUAAAUCUUCAAGGACAAGGAAGGGGUGGCUAUGGACCGGUGAUCCCAGGUGCAGGUGGAACCCAAAGUUUAGGCAUCGCCCCAGUAGAAGGGCAGAAAGCUAAAGGCUUUACUGCAGAUGGUCAGAAAUCAAAACACCUUUCUCAUGGCGCACGUGAUGUCACUGAGUCAGAAGCUCUCAGUAUCCCAGGACAGACUGGGAGGAAUAACCAGGCACCAAGUUAUAUUGGUGGUCCAGGAAACUAUCUGGGAGGGAGCCUGGGCACUGGAGGCUACGGAGCAGGUCUGGGACAGGGAGCAUACUUGGGUGGUGCAGCUGGCAAACAUGGAGCUGCUGGUGCUCUUGGACAGGGCGGGUAUCCCCACGGCUAUGGUGAGGGUGCAACAGGAUACCUGGGUGCCAUGGCGGGCAAUGGCUAUGGUUAUGGGAAUGGUUACAGCGAUGGUCAAGGGGCUGGGCUCGGUUACCCUUCAGAGUUAGCUGAUGGUGCUGAGAAAAAAGCAGGAAAGCAUGGAGCUCUCGGUACAGGAGCCUACCCUGGGCAAGUGCCAGGGGCGUAUGGAGCACUUGGUACAGGACUGGACCCAACUGCUGGCAAAUAUGGAGGCGGAGCUGCUCAGGUCCCUUAUGGUAAUGCUCCAGUGAUUCCUACUGGACUGGAGGGUGAUGGUGGCUACCCAUAUCCCGCUCAGCAGCUCAACCUUGCAGCUGAAGGUGCCAAAACCUCUAACAAAUAUGGAGCUGGUGCAGGAUAUGGACCUCAGCAAACAGGUUAUGGUGCACAGCUAGGAGCAACUCAAGAUGCCUUGGGAGAGCAAACUGGCAAAUAUGGCGGAGUGAAUGGUGCCCUUGGAAAUGGAUACAAAGGCUAAUUCAGAUGACCUGGACUUCUUCAAAUGGACCAUUUCCAUAAUGUGUUCAGUGUAAUGUGUUUUUAAAGCUUUUCUUGUGUGUGUUUCACUCAAUUUUGUCCUGCUGUGUUGUCUGUUUUGUCUUUUGCUUUAUUUUUCCGACCCUCCCUUGUCUUUCUCUGUAAGUGGACAAUUGUUUCCUGUUUGUCUUGUUGGUCCGAAAAACCUGCAGUG
Epinephelus fuscoguttatus (brown-marbled grouper) is the source of this 2518-nucleotide messenger RNA. RefSeq lists its product as uncharacterized. The record is from RefSeq and is a predicted model, not a curated record. Bases 74 to 2305 code for a protein of 743 amino acids. The transcript is spliced from 25 exons. NCBI's taxonomy places the organism in Eukaryota, Metazoa, Chordata, Actinopteri, Perciformes, Serranidae.